Zingiber officinale is the source of this 801-nucleotide messenger RNA. RefSeq lists its product as uncharacterized. Gene Ontology annotation, biological process: chloroplast organization; regulation of DNA-templated transcription. NCBI's taxonomy places the organism in Eukaryota, Viridiplantae, Streptophyta, Magnoliopsida, Zingiberales, Zingiberaceae. The record is from RefSeq and is a predicted model, not a curated record. Gene Ontology annotation, molecular function: double-stranded DNA binding. The coding region runs from base 1 to 801 and encodes 266 amino acids. The transcript has a single exon. Gene Ontology annotation, cellular component: chloroplast.
AUGGGACUAUAUGAGUCCGACUUCAUCGCUAUCGUUCGGCGGCACCCUAUAGUUAUUGGCUCCAACAGCGAGAACGCGCUUCUCCCCCGAUUUAAGGUUUGGGAAAGUUUAUUGGGAUCGAAGGAGAUCCUUCUCAAGCAUCUCCGGAGGUGUGGAUGGUUUUUUAGCAGCAACAUUGAGAAUGUAGUGCGCCCCAACAUUAACUUCUUACGGGAUGAGUGUGGUAUUCCUGAAGACCGGGUUUCUCUUGUCAUUAAAAGGCAACCCAGCUUCAUCGCCCAGAACCCAGAUGCCCUCCGGGCUCUGGUAGAUAGAACUGACGGGCUUGGAGUUCCCCGAGAAUCUAGGAUGUUCCUCUGGGUCCUCAGUGCGCUGCACAAGGUCAGCUGGGAAAAAUUUGAGGCCCAUGUCAAGCUCAUGAACAGAUUUGGUUGGUCGAACUCAGAAUUCAUUGCUGCAAUCCAGAAAUGUCCAACAUUUUUAUGGUUUUCCACUGAGGCAUUACGGCGAAAGAUGGAAUUUUUCAUCAAGAUUGUUGGAAGCACACCUUCAGACAUUGCUAAGCAUCCAGGGGCUUUAGAAUUGAGUUUGGAAAAGAGGUUAAUUCCUCGAUUUCAUGUGAUGGAGAUAUUGAAAUCUGAAGGGUUAUGGACUUCACGAGACAAGCUACAUAUAUUUUUCUCAUUGUCUGGUCCAAUUUUUUUGCAGAAGUAUGUGCUCCCUUACAAAGAUAAAUUACCCAAACUGCUUGAAGUCUUGUCAAUUGUACAUGAGUUCAAAGAGAACAAUCCAGACUGCUAA